Molecule: messenger RNA, 3206 nt
Organism: Tachyglossus aculeatus (Australian echidna)
Lineage: Eukaryota; Metazoa; Chordata; Mammalia; Monotremata; Tachyglossidae
Product: carnitine O-palmitoyltransferase 2, mitochondrial-like
Exons: 5
Coding region: 1-2028 (675 amino acids)
Biological process (GO): fatty acid beta-oxidation
Cellular component (GO): mitochondrion
Molecular function (GO): carnitine O-palmitoyltransferase activity
Source: RefSeq, a predicted model, not a curated record
AUGGCGAGGUACCUGCUCUUUUCCCCGGCACAGAGAUCAAUCAGGGUGUCCGGAGUGACGGUAAGCAGAGUUCGCUUCAGGAAGCCUACAGUCGGCCUCGACUCACAAAGGGGUUUUAGGGCUUCCCCCUGCAAGCUCAGCGAUUACCUGCACAAGAGCAUUGUCAACACCCUGCACUACCAGGAGAGCCUGCCCCGGCUGCCUAUUCCCAAGCUAGAAGACACAGUGAAGAGAUACCUUAAUGCCCAGAAGCCUCUUUUAGACAGUGGUGAAUACAGGAAAACAGAGAAGCUGAGUCAAAAUUUCAAGGAAGGAAUUGGAAAAGAACUGCAUGAACAGCUCGUUGCUCAGGAUGAGCUGCGACAAGAUACCAGUUACUACUCAGAGAUGUGGCUGAACACAUACCUGACUCUCCGCAGCCCGCUUGCCUUCAGCACUAAUGUAGGGUUAGCUUUCCACCUGGACCCAAACCCGAGCCACAAUGACCAGCUCACUCGGGCAACCAACCUGACUGUUUCAGCCCUCCGGUUCCUCAAGACCUUCAGGGCUGGCUACCUGGAGCCAGAAGUCUUGCACCUCUACCCAGAGAAGACGGACACUGAGGGGUUUAAGAAGCUCAUCCAGUUUGUCCCUCCUUCUCUUGUGUGUAACGCGGCCUCUAUGGUCAAUGCCUACCCCUUGGAUAUGUCCCAGUUUUUCAGACUUUUUAACACAACCCGCCUGCCCAGGCCUGGGAGGGAUGAGUUGUUCACGGAUGAAAAGGGGAAGCAUGUUAUAGUGUUACGGAAGGGAAAUUUCUAUGUCUUUGACGUCCUGGACCAGAAGAGAAAUAUAGUGAAGGCACCUGAAAUCCAGGCUCACCUAAAGUCUAUCCUGGCUGAUGACCUCCCUGUUCCCGAGUUCCCCUUGGCCUACCUGACCAGCGAAAACCGAGACAUCUGGGCCCAGCUGAGGCAGGAGCUCUUGAAUAAUGGCAAUGAGGAGGCCCUGAGAAAGGUAGAUUCAGCCAUGUUCUGCCUGUGUCUGGAUGACUUCCCCAUCCAGAACCCCGACCACCUUUCUCACAACAUGCUGCAUGGUGAUGGCAUGAACCGCUGGUUUGAUAAGUCCUUCAACCUCAUCCUGACCCAGGAUGGACAGGCGGCCAUUCACUUUGAGCACUCUUGGGGUGAUGUCCUGACCUUCCUCCGAUUCCUGGAUGAAGUCUCUAAAGACAGCAGCCGGUCCCCUGCCAUCACCCCCCAGGACCAGUCAGAGGCCGUGGCAGCCAACUCCUGCACUGCUGUGACCCGCCUCGAAUUCAGGUUGAAUGGAGCCAUAAAGGCGGGGAUCUCCAAAGCCAAAGAGAACUUUGACCUCACCAGAAGGACUCUGACUUUCCAGUUUGUGGAGUUUGCCCGUGGUGGGAGAAACCUUCUGAAGGACCAUGGGGUGAGCCCAGACGCCAUGGUUCAGCUCUCUUACCAGAUGGCUUUCCGGGUUAUGCAUGGUCAGACUGUCCCAACCAACGAGUCCUGCAGCACCGCAACCUUCAAGCAUGGCCGCACUGAGAUCAUCCGUCCUGUCUCUGUCUUCUCCAACCGUGCGGCCGAGGCCUUGAUCCAGGAACCUUCCCCAAGAAGUGUGGAGGAGCUCCAAGGCCUGCUUGCUGACUCCUCCCACUACCAUGUCCGCCUGAUAAGAGAGGCAGCCAUGGGCCAGGGGUUUGACGGACACUUGUUUGCACUGCGUAACCUAUCUGCAUCGAGGUGGGAGGCACUCCCUGAUUUCUUCCAAGACCCAGCGUAUGUGCGACUCAACCACAUCAUCCUCUCCACCAGCGCCAUAGCUAGCCCGCUGCUAAAAACUGCGGGGGUAGCACCGGCCACACCCAAUGGUGUUGGUGUGGCCUACUCCAUUCACAAGGACUGUCUCACCUUCAAUAUCUCCUGCUAUUCCAGGAGGGGUGCCCAGGAAUUCUCCCAGGCAGUAAUAACUGGCCUCGAGAAAAUUGUAGCUGUGCUCAGAGGCAAACCAGUCCAAAUUUAGAGUCUUUUUGCCUUCGUUUUUCUCCAUUUCAAUUCACCUUUCCUUCGAUGUCUGUUGCCAACCCUCUCCCCUCCUCGUUGUUAAGAGUGUGAGCCCCUUGUGGGCCAGGGACCUGGUCUACCCUCCUCUGUGUAUCUCUUUUCCAUCUCUGAAUACCAUGCUUUCCUGAUAGUAUACUGAAUUCUACUCAUCCUUCUACCAUCAGAGCCUUGGGGAAGAGGAGGGGCUGGGAGCUGCUUGAAUUGGCCCCUGUCCUUGUCUUUAGGCUGAACCCUUCCCAUCUUCCAACUACACCUGCAAGGGACAGACCUGGGCAGGGUCACCCUAGGCAAGCAAGAUUUCUACAGGGUCCUGGUGAAGGCAAAACUGCUCUUGGAGGAUUUUCCCUGCAUAUUUUCCCCGAAGUUGAGAGUUCCUUGAUCUAAAGCACCAUGGAAGCCUGUUCCCCUUAGUGAACUGACACUCCAUCUUCACCUCAUCUCCCAGGGCAGCCCAGGCACCAGCUCCAACAGCAGCCAGCCUGGUGAGUUGGGAAGGAAGCAGGAAAAUAGAGGUGCACCUCUAUGGGGAUGGGGAGCAAACUGACAGAAGGAUACCUGGCUCCACUCCCCACUGUGUGUCAGUUUUGUCUGGGUGUCCCAAGGGCCCCCCUUCAUGGGAACAGGUGUCCAUAGGCUAUCUCCCAGAUUACUGGAUGUGUUUUCCUGAGGGAAGCAGUGCACCGGGAAUAGGACCUAAGGGUUAGUCAGAGUACUCUGGGCCUGCCCUCCAAUUCUCUCCUCGGCCUUUAGACUAGACAUUCUCACUCACACUGACUGACCAAGGUGGGCUGAAUCCUUGUCUGGAAGUUGUGCUUCUGACCACCACCCCACCACCAGUAUUACGGGCAUAGAGAGAAUGACUGGCCUUUGACACUUUGUCAGCACCAGAACAUGUCGGUGACUGGUGGGUAUCACAAGGCCCAAACCCAGGUUUUCUGGUUUAUACAAGGGGCCAGCCACUAACAGUACCUUCUUUUCUCUGUAUGGCAGUCUGGGAUUUGUUGUUAAAAUUUAUGGUUAUUUUCAACUCCCACAUGUUGAUUCUUUUACAUGUUACCUUUUGAUGUACUUGGCAAACCUCAUGCUUGAAUUGUGGUGUCUUCUGUUCGAUCUGUGUUGCUUGUUAGAAAUAAAUUA